This is a messenger RNA of Saccoglossus kowalevskii, 4896 nucleotides long. RefSeq lists its product as uncharacterized. Gene Ontology annotation, molecular function: hormone binding; sodium channel activity; protein binding. NCBI's taxonomy places the organism in Eukaryota, Metazoa, Hemichordata, Enteropneusta, Harrimaniidae. Gene Ontology annotation, cellular component: plasma membrane; signaling receptor complex; apical plasma membrane. Gene Ontology annotation, biological process: sodium ion transport; receptor-mediated endocytosis. The record is from RefSeq and is a predicted model, not a curated record.
AUGGCGACAGGUGGUCAACCAUCACCUUGGAUUCACAUGGACGAGUUUAACAGAGAACGAGUGGCCAUAGGUGGUGAAAAUUAUGGUGAGAAGAAAAGCCGAACCAUGACAAACGGCGACCACGGAUUUAGCGAGAAUAAAGACGCUGAAACAGUCACAAAAAAACCACGGAAAAGUUACUCAGCUCUUAUCAAGCAAUUUGGUUUGGAAACAACAGCCCAUGGCAUACCGCGAAUAGCAGGAGCCAAGUCGUUGUUGGGUCGCGUUAUUUGGAGCGUCUGCUUUCUAGUAGCCGCGGGAGCGUUUAUCAGACAGUUUAUUGUGUUAGUAUCACUCUACUUGGAUUAUCCCAGCACGGUCAGCAUCGCGGUCGUGUCCCAGCCAAGUUUGAAAUUUCCGGCAGUCACUAUAUGCAAUACAAACAAGCUGCGUAAGUCCGCUAUAGGAAACAGUGAACACAGAGAGCUGAUAACUGCAGUAGAAGGAACGGAAAUACUACCCUACUAUGUCCCAUGUCUGGAAGAAGAUUUCAUAUGCAGUAAUGGUAUCACGUGUUUGAAGGCCUAUCUGGUGUGUGACGGUGCUAAGCAGUGUCCAGAUGGCAGUGAUGAAGAUGACUGCAUAUAUGGUCAAUGUGGAGUUGACCAAUUUAUGUGUAAAACAGGGAGUCCAUACGGAGUAUGCAUCGAAAAGUUAAUGAAAUGCGAUGGAAGGAAUGAUUGUUAUGACCAUAGUGAUGAAGAGAAUUGUGCUUGCAAUAGUGUUAUGUUUGAGUGUACAUCCGGUGGUGAAUACGGGCGAUGUAUACCAGAAUAUCAAGUAUGUGACGGAAUAGACCACUGUAAUGGCGGAGAAGAUGAGAAGUACUGCGAGGAAUGUGUUUAUGGAUUAUACACGUGUAAAAAUAAAAGAUGUGUACUGGAGAGUAAAACAUGUGAUUUCAAUAACGACUGCGGAGACUGGAGUGAUGAGUGGAAUUGUACAUACGCUGAAUGCGACAACAGCAAGUUUCGAUGUCCGGAUGGUACAUGUUCUAGUCAGCUGAACGAGUGCAGUACGUAUAUGGGAUGUGGUGAAAACGUAGAUUCUAAAACAUGCAAUACAUACAUGCCGUGUCCGGGAACAUUCGUACGCUGUGGGGACGGUUCAUGCGUGGAUAAAAACGUUGGAUGCAUUGAUAGCGUAUCUGGUAAAAUGGAAAUCACGUUCCCAAACAGCGAAUUUCUGAAAACUGCGUCCCACUACCUCCCAACUACAGCUGUACAAACUGUGACUAAUUCCACUGAGGCAGAGUGCAUGGUUAGCUGCAUCGACGAAAGCAUGUUCAAAUGUCGAUCUAUAAAUUACAAUACCUCAAACAGAACUUGUAAUUUGCUGUCAGAUAGUGCUACAACGAUGAGUGGCGGCCUAGUUUCUGACACAUUUACAAGUUACUAUGAAUACAGAACAGCCAACUACCCAUUCAAUAAAUUCAACGUAACUGAGGGAUAUAUUCUUGGUGGGUAUAACGAGGUGAAGAUAUCGAACAUUGACACAGAGUCGUGUAUGGAGACAUGCUUACGUUUGACAAUAUUCCACUGCCGUUCUGUUGAUUAUUGGAAGACUCGCCAAACGUGCUACAUUAACAUCGAGAACACAUGGACUGCUGAGGCGGAGUUGGUCGACCAUCCAGAGUUCAACCACUACCAAGUCAUUGCAGAAACAUUUCCAUUCAACCACUUUGAACAGUUUGAAAGCUUUGCAUCUUCGUAUGCUCAUAACAAAACGUUGGUGGCCGAAACAUUGCAAGACUGUCUGUAUUUAUGUCUAGCAGACACCAAACUUGAUUGCGAAUCCAUUGAUUUCUCUAUGGCUGGGACAUGCCACUUGAAUACAUACUCUAUGAAAACAUCAAAUGUGGUCUUAGUAACAGACAUGCAGUAUAUCCAUUCAGAAAUAAAGAUAGCAUUUCCAAGAGACCAUUUCCACAAAACUGUGAGCAGAGCUUUAACAUCGUACAACGACGAGGUUAUCAGAGGUGUUUAUUUAGACCAAUGUCUACGUCAUUGCCUCGACGGUGCUGCAUUCGUCUGUCACUCUGCCGACUUUGCGUUCCCUUCCGGUAAUUGCUACAUGAGUACAGAAACCCCUGAUACAACAGAUACAGGUCUUGGAGUUUACCAAAAAACAAACUACUAUCAAAGUAAAACAGCUGUUUGCCUUGAGGAUGAUUUCCCCUGCGACCAUGGUUGGCAAUGCAUCAAAUCUUGGCUAGUCUGUGACGGAACACGUAAUUGUCCAGAUGGGAGUGAUGAAAAAUACUGCGAAGAAGAUUGUCGAACUGAUGAAUUCAAGUGUGACAACGGGGGUUCGAGGGGAAUUACGUGUAUACCCAAGGAGAACGUAUGCGACGGUUUUAGGGAGUGUUACAAAGGACAGGAUGAAACGAGGACACAGUGUGUGACAUGCCGGGGAUUUAUGUGUGGCGAUUCAAGUUGUAUCCCCAUUUCAAAGGUGUGCGAUUAUUUUGCGGAUUGCGUGGACGGUACAGAUGAAUUGGGGUGCGAUCACCCAACUUGUGAGGUGGACACAGAACAUGAAUGCCUCAACGGCAUGUGCAUAUCCAUUGAUAGCGUCUGUGAUCGUAAAAACGAUUGCACUGAUUGGUCAGAUGAGUGGAACUGUGAAUACCGCGGUGAAUGUUAUAUGCUCGCCAAUGCAUAUGACUAUCGUGGCGUGGUUAAUGUAACCAUCAAUGGCAAAACCUGUCAGCGAUGGACAUCACAAGAUCCCCACGAACACACUAGAACGCCUGAUAUAUACCGUAAUUCGGGUAUCGGUGAUCAUAAUUACUGCAGAAAUCCAGACAACGAGGCCAGUGUAUGGUGCUUCACGACCGACCCCGACUCACGCUGGGAGUACUGCGAUGCCGGGACUAGGCAACUGACUUGUGGUGAUGUCAAAAACAUAUGUGAAGAUGGAACAGAGUUCACGUGCCUGAAUUUGAGAUGUGUCAAGAAACGUUUUAUGUGCGAUGGUCGAAAUCAUUGCGGCGAUUGGAGUGACGAGUGGGAGUGUGAUUACCGUGGGGAAUGUUAUAUGAAUGCAAUAGGUGCCGACUACCGUGGUACAGUAAACACGACCACUGACGGGAUCCCGUGCCAAGCGUGGUCAGAACAAACCCCACAUGAACAUAAUUACUCACCGGACCAAGUGAAAGGACAUGGAUUGGGCGAUCAUAACCAUUGUAGAAAUCCUGGUCAAGCAUUUGGUCAGAAUUCACCCUGGUGUUACACAGUCGACCCCAUGGUGCAUUGGCAACUCUGUGAUGUAGGACUCCCACGGGAUUCUUGCAGUAUAUCUGAAACGUGUUCAGACAGCGAGUUCACGUGCAGUAACGGGCAAUGCAUUUCCAAGUUCAACCGAUGUGACCGAUCACAGCAUUGUGUUGACGGAAGUGACGAAGAGAACUGUGAAUAUUACCUUGACGAGGAAGGUAGAUGUCCUUCUUUUGCCUUCACCUGUAAAGACGGUACAUGUAUCAGCCCGUAUUAUCGAUGUAAUGUCCGCACUGACUGUCCUGAUGGUUCUGACGAAGUUGACUGCAUUGCAGAAGACAUUGGUAUCGGGUGUUAUAGAGGACGAGGUGUUAGUUAUCGUGGACUAGCUAAGACUACACAAACAGGAUUGCCAUGUAUCGACUGGAAAUACUCCAAGUCCAAGUUCACCCCGCACAAGAUGCUUAGCGCAGGACUUGAAGCAACGUAUUGUCGUAACCCGAGUACAAGUUCAUCCAUGGUCAGACCAUGGUGUUACCACGUAGAUGACUCCGCCGAUAAACGAGGCUGGGAUUUCUGUAACAUCACUGAGUGUCAUGAAGUAAUUGGUGUCACGAGGACCAGCGAAUUACCAGAUAAUUGGUCCCGCCAAUUUGAAGAUCUACUAUCGGACGAUUUCUAUAAUCUGAUAUAUCAAUUCGAGAAUUCCUACUAUCGCGAUCCAGGAUUCGACCGAGUAAAGAGCGAAGUGCCACCAGACUGGUAUGGAUUUAUGACGUUUAGUUCCACCCCUGAUUUUUCCGACUUACAAGGACUGAUAAAGUUGUCGCAGAAUGAGACUUUAGAGCUUGGUCACCAGCCUGAAGAUUUUAUCCUCCAGUGCACCUUCGACCAGAAAGCUUGUCAUUACAGUGACUUCUAUAAAUUCGCAAACAAGGUGUAUGGUAAUUGUUAUACUUUUAAUCGUGCUUUUAACGAAAGUCAAACCAGAGAUUCAAAGCGAGCAGGUGCAAAUAAUGGUCUGAAAUUAACGCUGUUCACUGAGCAGAGUGAGUAUAUCAGUCUAUUUGGACAGGAUUCGGGUGUACGGGUCUCCAUACAUCGGCCAGAUACACAACCAUUUCCAGAGGAUGACGGAAUCACAGUCAGGCCAGGAUCUGUUACAUCAGUGUCAAUCAAAGAGGGACUAAUUGAAAGACUGCCACCGAAAUGGGACAAUUGCUCAGAUGAAGAAUCGGGGGAUUUUGACCCCAGUCUCGAAUGGAAAUACACGAAAUCGUCAUGUGAACACAAUUGCGUUCUUCGGAACAUGUUGAGUAGAUGCGGGUGUGUUGAUACGUUUAAUGACGACGGUCCGCGCUGUAUGGUGCUCGAUAGAGAGCAAGUGCCACAUGGUACGAAAAGACGUUAUCACAGUCGUCUUGGCCAUCUGUCAGUUAUUUUGAAAAAUCUUGUCAGACUGGAGGUGUAUUUUGAAGAAUUGAAUCUCGAGAAAAUCACCGCAAAGCCAGCAUAUCAUGUCGAGAACCUUAUUGGUGAUAUCGGUGGAUCACUGGGACUUUACAUCGGAUUAUCUUUAAUCACCGUCGUUGAAUUUUUGGAACUAUUGUGUGAUAUAGUGAGAUUUUGUUUCAGAUGA